CACACACUCCACUCGUGGAGUCCUUUUAUAUUUUUCUGUUACGCUACCGUGAAGACUUCACUAAACAAACACACCAAGAAAAGACUGUCCAGAGUCCGCCUCAGUUUCCUGACUGCGUGACGUCAGGCCGAAGGGAAAAGAGGGGGCACUGAGAUCCCCUCACUAUCUGAUGUGGGUGAGAGGCUGAGGCUGCUUCUGCACCACCCCCUCCAUUUCCCCACAGUCAACAGGAAGACUGGAGGCCAGAGAGAGCAGCCACACUCUGCAGGAGAGGAAAGGCUCAGAGGUCCGGCUUCACAGUAGGAACAGAGGGGAACAACACGGCCAAAGGAAUGAGCAUGAAUCAGAAAGAGGUGAAGAAAAUCCAGACGGUUUAUCUGCAGAACUUGGAAAAGCUAAACCAGGGGAUAAAGCCGGAGAAAAACAACAACUGGAAGCCUAAGGAAGCAGACUUCGCUGUGCAAACAGCAAUGGACAAGCUGCGGCAGCCUCCUUUAGCCGGACAAGUGGCCAAGAGCUCGGCUCACCGGAUCAGCAGGGAUCUGACCUGCUCCAUCUGCUUGGAUCUCUUCAAGCAGCCCGUGUCCCUGCCCUGCGAUCACACCUUCUGCCGAGCUUGCAUCGAGGGCUACUGGACUGGGCCCCGGGGCCCCGGGCAAGGAGGCACGGGCCCCUGCCCCCAGUGCAGGAAGGUGUACCCCGGACAGAGUUACAGGCCCAACCGCAUUGUUGCCAACAUAGUGGAGAGCUACUGCCAGGGUCUGGAGGAGAGCGGGACCGGAGCCUGCCUGCCAGAUGUUGGGCCGGCGGAGAGGGCUCCUGCUCCGAUUCCACGCUGCAGCCGACACCGGGAGGAGCUGAAGAUGUACUGCGAGGAGGACCAGGAGCUGGUGUGUUUGGUGUGUGGACUCUCCCAGGAGCACAGGAAUCACACCAUGGUGUGCGUGCAGGAGGCUGAGCAGAAGUACCGGGCAUCUCUGAACAGCUCGAUGGACUCCUUAAAAGCUGAGCUCAACACGGCGCUGCAGUACGACAGGGAAGCCGAGGACGAGGUGAAAAAGCUCAAGGAGCACACGGCCGACCUGAAGCAGCGCAUCGAGGCCCAGUUCAGCGACCUGCACCAGUUCCUGUACCAGGAGGAGAAGCUGCUGCAGGUGAAGCUGAAGACGGAGGAGAGGCGGGAGCUGAUUCGCCUGGACGAGCACAAGGCCCUGCUGUGCGUGGAGAUCUCCCGCCUGCAGAGGGCCGUCCACGAGAUCGAGGACAAGCUGAAAGAGCAGGACUCGUUCACCCUCCUCCGGAGCAUCAAAGCGCUUCUGCAGAGGCCUUCGCUGAAGUUCGAGAAGCCCGUGUUUACACCGCCCAGCCUGUGUGAGGGACGGUUUGCAGGACCCCUGCAGUACAGAGUGUGGAAAUCCAUGAAAGGAAGCAUAUAUCCAGCUCCAGCAGCCAUCACAUUUAACUCUAGCACGGCCAACCCUUGGCUCAGCCUGACCUCCUCCCUCACGUGUGUUCGCUACCAGACCUUUAACCACACCGUGCAGGACAACCCCUACAGGUUCAACGCUGCCCUGUCGCUGCUGGGAAGCCAGGGCUUCACCCACGGGCGCCACUACUGGGAGAUUGAAGUCUACAGCAGCACGGUCUGGACUGUAGGGGUGGCGCGGGAGUCGGUGCCCAGAAAGGGAGUCAUCAAAGCCCUACCAGCUAACGGCUUCUGGACUCUCUCCCUCUCUUACGGGAUCCAGUACAUGGCAGGUACUUCCCCUCCAACCGUCCUGUCCCUGGAAGAGCCACUAGCCAGGAUCGGUGUGUACCUGGACUACAAGAGGGGCCUGGUGUCCUUUUACAAUGCAGAGAGCAUGACACACCUCUACACCUUCAGGGAGACCUUCACCGAGACACUGUACCCGUACUUCAACCUUGGCUUCCUCGAUAAAGUGCAUGAAAAUGAGCCUCUCAAAGUUUUCUUACCAAAGAUUUAAGACCUGGGAGAAAAAAAAGUGAAUGAGGAGUUCAAAUGUUACCACAAAGUAACUAAACGAGCAUAAAGUGAAGUAUCCUUUUGUACAGAAUUAGGUGCAACAGUGCAUCUGUGAUUGUGUGAUGCACACUGAAUAUUGCUUUCACAUAUCCAAUAGAAACACUCAAGCAACAUUUAUGUUUUUAACUUUUUUUUUUUUUAAGUGUGUAGACUGGAUCUACUGCCACACAUUUCAUAUCAGAGAAGCUGCGCUUCAGUGAAGAAUGUGAAACUGACUGCAGUCAGAUUAAAGCAAUACGUUGUUAUUUUUUACAGUUCAAUAAUGUUUUUUUUCGUGCAUGAUUCACUAAUAGAUUCAGUUAAACAUUUUUUUUUUGCUCUUUUUCUACAUAGCAUUGAAAACAUGAUGUUUUGUGUUGUAUUGUUCUAAUGAUGUGGUGCAUUCAGGGACCAUGAAGAAAAAAAAUGUUUUUAUAUCAUUUCCAGUUGAAAAAAACAUGCAAAUAAAUAAAUAAAUAAAUAAUAAAAUGAA
Messenger RNA from Mugil cephalus (flathead mullet), 2516 nucleotides. RefSeq names its product tripartite motif containing 69 (gene trim69). Lineage: Eukaryota; Metazoa; Chordata; Actinopteri; Mugiliformes; Mugilidae. Gene Ontology annotation, molecular function: zinc ion binding; protein binding. The record is from RefSeq and is a predicted model, not a curated record. The transcript is spliced from 6 exons. The coding region runs from base 333 to 1985 and encodes 550 amino acids.